This is a messenger RNA of Drosophila simulans, 3639 nucleotides long. It is a transcript of the gene Nep4, whose product is annotated as neprilysin-4. Gene Ontology annotation, cellular component: plasma membrane. The transcript is spliced from 4 exons. Gene Ontology annotation, molecular function: metalloendopeptidase activity. The coding region runs from base 210 to 3332 and encodes 1040 amino acids. NCBI's taxonomy places the organism in Eukaryota, Metazoa, Arthropoda, Insecta, Diptera, Drosophilidae. The record is from RefSeq and is a predicted model, not a curated record. Gene Ontology annotation, biological process: protein processing.
GGCGCUUUCAGUUGGCGAUGCGAGCGCGACUCGGCCGCAGUAGUCUUCGGUCUCCAGCUUCCAGUUCCAGCCUGCGGCAUCCGAUCUGCAGCUCGGCAUUCUCGGCUUGGGUUACGUCCAGUGCGGCUCGGCAAACUGCGUUUCGCGAAAAAUUGCGUUUAAUUAAAGUAUAAAGGCCAGCGAGCUCCUCAAUUACGGCUGCUCGUGGGAUGAGUCGCCACAGCCAACUGAAGCUAGCGAUGCCCUCGGUUCAUGGAUCUCCAGCCGCCGCUCCUGGCUCGCCGAUGAACGCGAAAGCCCGGAGCGUGAAGCUCGGACUGGGUGUUAAUCAGCAGACAGGUCGGGUGCAGUGGUGUCCCGGUCUGACCUGCUGCAAAUUGCUUCUACUUCUUCCAGUGGUAAUGCUGCCACUGACCCUGGUGCUCAUCCUGAUCAUGCGGCUGGACGGGAUGCUGGCGGCGCUGCAGUUAAACGAGCAGAGGAUGAGGGAUUUGCGGAACUCUCACACCGAGGUGCCUGUCUAUAUGGAGGAUUACGAAGCCCUUUUACCGGAGGGCAGUACCUACAACGACCUGAUCAACGAGGAGUUCAUACUGCCGGCGAGCAAGCGGACCCAACUGCAGAUUUUAGCCGCGGAGAGGGCGCGUCGCUGCCAACCAUAUCGCUACGGGAACGGGGAGUCCAUGGAGUUGGAGGAGCGCAACACGCUGAUGAAGGACUCCCGAACCUCCUUCCUGCCACUGGGCAUUCCGCGAGAGUGCCUCGGCAGCGGCGUUGAACUGGACAUAAAGCCCAUAGAUGAGGAGGUCUACCAGCGGCAGAAGAAGCGCUACCAGGACAUAGCUCCUUAUUGGCUGGAGAAGAUCAGAACACGGGAGCGCCGCGAGGCCGAACGUCAGGCAGAGGAGGCCAGUGCCGAGAUCAGCGAGGAAACCGCCGCUCUGCAGAGUUUCUGGAACGAGGAAGGCACCCGGGAGGGCAUUCGCAUGACCCAGGCCAAAACUAUGAAGCGAUACAUGGACAACAAAGUGGAUCCCUGCGUGGAUUUCUACAAGUAUGCCUGCGGCAACUGGGAGCGCCUGCAUCCAAUACCCAAGGAUAAGGCCGGCUUCGAUACCUUCGAAAUGCUGCGCGAGAGCCUGGACCUGGUGCUACGAAAUCUCCUCGAGAAAAAUACCCCUGUGCACCCCGCAGCGGAGCCACGAAAAAGUCCAGUGCGGAAUACUCUAUUUAAGCUCAAUGAGCAGGGCGAGGGUGAGGGCGAAGCUGACCAGGCGGCGGAAAUUACGGCGGAACGCCUGCGUCGGCACAUAGUCAGCAAGAGGCAGUUGCUCAACCGCGUUCUGGUUCGCUACAAGCGGUAUACCAACGGAACGAAAAGGAAACGCCUCAUCGAAACCCCACGGGAGAGAACCAAAGAGGAGGAAGCUGCUCCACCAGUUGUCCUGCCAAAGGACAAGUCCAAGGACAAGUCGGAUACCGAAGAGCAACUACAUGUGCCCACCGAUUUUCUAAAGCCCCAUCAUGAUGCCCAGCUAAAAGCAAAGAAUCUGUACCGAUCCUGCGUGAACAGCGCGGUGCUGGCCAAGCGGGGAUUGGAACCGCUACACACUCUCAUUCGGGAUCUGGGUGGCUGGCCAGUCCUGGAGCCCAAAUGGAGCGACUCCAACUUUAACUGGCAGGUGCUAGCCGCCACCCUUAGACGUUACAACAACGACAUCCUCAUCGUCCAGUGGGUGGGGGCGGACAUCAAGAACUCCGAGGAGAACAUCGUUCAGUUUGACCAGACGGGUCUGGGCCUGCCCACCAGGGAGUACUUCCUCCAGCCGAGCAACGCCAAGUACCUACAGGCCUACCAGCGCUACAUGGCCGAGGUGAUGCACAAAAUGGGCGCCAACAAGGCAGACGCCCAGCGGGUGGCCAGCGAGCUGGUGGCGUUCGAGACGCAGCUGGCGGGGAUCACGGCUCCAGCGGAGCAACGACUUAACGUCACGAAGCUCUACAAACGCAUGACGCUGGACCAGCUGCAGGAUGUGGUUCCGGAAAUCAAGUGGCGAGCUUACCUGCAGAGUCUGCAAGAUCGCGAAGUUCUGGGCUCCGAGGAAGUGGUCAUCUAUGCGGUGGAGUACAUGAGCAAGCUGGUGACUCUUCUGGAUGAAACGGACCCCCGAACGGUGUCCAAUUACAUGAUGUGGCGCUUUGUGCGGCACAGGAUCAACAACGUGGACGAUCGAUUCGAUGACAUCAAACAGAAUUUCUACCACGCACUCUUUGGCCGCGAGGAGAGUCCGCAGCGGUGGAAGGUGUGCAUCGCCCAGGUAAACACCAACAUGGGCAUGGCAGUGGGUUCCAUGUUCGUGAGUCGCUACUUCGACAACAAUAGCAAGCGGGACACCUUGCGGAUGACGCACGAUCUACAGCAGGCCUUUCGGGAUAUCCUGAAAACCACCGAUUGGUUGGACGACACCACAAAGCAGUUGGCCGAGGAAAAGGUCAACGCCAUGUCCCUGAAGAUCGGCUAUCCGGAUUUUAUCCUCAAUCCCAGUGAGCUGAAUAGCAAGUACGCGGGCAUAGAAAUCUAUCCGGAAAAGUAUUUUGAAAAUACGCUAAAUGUUCUGCUUCACACGGCCAAAACGGAGCAGGCCAAGCUCCACGAGAGGGUCAACAAGACCAACUGGCAGACAGCUCCUGCCAUUGUCAAUGCCUAUUAUAGCCGCAACAAGAACCAGAUCAUGUUCCCCGCCGGCAUCCUGCAGCCGCCCUUCUACCACCGCCACUUCCCCAAGUCGCUAAACUUCGGCGGCAUCGGUGUGGUCAUUGGACACGAACUGACCCACGGUUUCGAUGACAAGGGUAGACUCUUCGACCGCAACGGCAAUAUCCACAAGUGGUGGACGGACUCCUCGAUUCGCGGGUUCGACGAGCGAGCCCGCUGCAUUAUCGCCCAAUAUAGCAACUAUACCGUCGAGGAGGUUGGAAUCGUCCUGAAUGGAGAGAGUACGCAGGGUGAGAAUAUCGCGGACAAUGGAGGCCUGCGGCAGGCCUUCCACGCGUACCAACGCUGGCUAAAGGAGCAUCCCAGCGAGGUGCCGGACGAGAUCCUGCCAGGACUUAACAUGACCGGCCCGCAGCUGUUCUUCCUGAACUUCGGUCAGGUUUGGUGCGGAGCAAUGCGGCCGGAGGCCAUCCGGAACAAGUUGAACACGGCCAUCCACAGUCCAGGUCGCUUCCGGGUGAUUGGGACGCUCUCGAACUCCAUUGACUUUGCGCGGGAGUUCAAUUGUCCCCUGGGCUCACCGAUGAAUCCUCAGAAGAAGUGCAGCGUUUGGUAGUCGGAGGAAACCAAAGCAAUAGCCUAAGAGUAUUAAGCAUGACAUAUGCCACGCAUUCCUAGACCAAAGACCGAAGGCAUGCCAUUUGGGAUCAAGGGACGGAACACCCAUCUGGUCAUUGCCGAAGAUUCACCUUGGGUUUAUGGCUCCCCCAUCACAACAAAGAUAAUGUGCCAAAAAUUAACUUGCAAUCUAUAUAUUUUUCUUAGCCCUUAACUAUUUAUACUUGUAACUUGCAAUAGUUUAGUUUAUGAUGCAAUUUAUGUUUGUGAUAAUUCUAAUUAAAUGUAUUUAUAUUAUCAACAAA